This is a messenger RNA of Habropoda laboriosa, 720 nucleotides long. RefSeq lists its product as uncharacterized. Bases 1 to 720 code for a protein of 239 amino acids. The transcript is spliced from 3 exons. The record is from RefSeq and is a predicted model, not a curated record. NCBI's taxonomy places the organism in Eukaryota, Metazoa, Arthropoda, Insecta, Hymenoptera, Apidae.
AUGCAGUCGGACGCGAGCAACGACGUUUCGGCCAUUUACGUGGCGAAGUACAAUCGAUUCGUGGACAAUAUUUUAGGAAGAAUCAAUAAGAUCCUGCGUAGCAAUUACGACCCCGUGACGGUGAAACUUACCAAUCCGAAUGCAAAAUCGAAGUUGAACAAGCAGAAAAGCAAGAACAAAACGAAAAAGAAUGGCAACAAGAACGGGACGAAGAAAAGCACUUUAGGAGCUACUGUUGCACCAACAGAGAAAACAACUGAGGAAAUCCCCGAGCACACGCAGCUGAGAAAGAGCAAACCAAAGGCACGAGCUACACUUUACGGACUUGCAAGCCUUCAGAGAUCAGGGGACGUGUCGGUGAACAUGAUGAGCGACCACACUAUGAUCAAAACGAAAUUCACCCUUGGUCCUCUGAUACUGAAGGUGGAGAAGGAAUUCGGCAGAGCUGCAAAGAAGGAAUUGAGAAGCGCGACCGCAACCACCGCCGAAAUGUCGGGAAAAUUGAGCCUUCGUGUUCUUCACGGCGGUGUUGCUACCCUCAAUUCUAUUCGAGUUCUGCAACCUAAACAAGUACGAGUGGAGAGUGCGGACGAUCACGACAGAACGCGCGAAUUUGUCUGGAAGAGAUCGUCGCACAUUGCUCAUUUAGUCUCGGAGAAAUUAUCGUCGGCGACAAAGUCGAUGCUUCGACCUCCACCUGUUGUAAACACCGCCGCUUAA